Messenger RNA from Cantharellus anzutake, 507 nucleotides. RefSeq lists its product as uncharacterized. The transcript has 4 exons. The record is from RefSeq and is a predicted model, not a curated record. The coding region runs from base 1 to 507 and encodes 168 amino acids. Lineage: Eukaryota; Fungi; Basidiomycota; Agaricomycetes; Cantharellales; Hydnaceae.
AUGGUGUUCAUCGUUGAGGUUCGGACCACCAAACGCAAUCUCGUCCGAAUAUUCGAAUUGAUUGCACAUACGAACAUCAGAGUCUCAUCUAGUGUCCACCUCGUCACCCCUCUCGGUUAUCCGCUCUCCAGCAAUAUGCAUCAAUGUCUUUGUGUGACGCCGACUCAAACUUGCAGCAAUUACUUACUCUUCGUCCUCAAGACUGGGUGGAUUAAUACUUCGAGUGAUGAAGUCCCAUCCGUACAAAAUACUAUCUCGAUCUCUGUACUCUCAGAUGACAAUCACACGAGCGCGCCACAAUGGGUGUCCCUACCUGGAAAUUGUUAUCCACUUCAAAGACUGUUCACAAUUCAAGAGCCAACUGAGUGGCAGCUUGCCUUGGAGCAGGAAUCGAGUUCCAUCCCUGCUGGACCGAGGGCGGUAGAGAUCCAGAGCAUCAUACGAAACUCGAUGACCGUACCAGGCUUUCUGGGAAGUGAUCGGUCGAUGUUCCCGUGGAAAUUCUAG